Molecule: messenger RNA, 12859 nt
Organism: Alexandromys fortis (reed vole)
Lineage: Eukaryota; Metazoa; Chordata; Mammalia; Rodentia; Cricetidae
Gene: Lrp4
Product: LDL receptor related protein 4
Exons: 38
Coding region: 237-5954 (1905 amino acids)
Biological process (GO): receptor-mediated endocytosis
Cellular component (GO): apical plasma membrane; signaling receptor complex; plasma membrane
Molecular function (GO): hormone binding; protein binding; calcium ion binding
Source: RefSeq, a predicted model, not a curated record
UCGGGCUCGGGACACCCCCUCCGGGUCCCCUGGCGGGGCGGCUUCGGCUUCGGCUUCGGCAGCACUGGAGAAGGCAGCGGCCGGGAGGGCGACUUGUAGGGCGAGUCGGCCGCGCUGGACCCGGGACAUUUUCCACCCCGGGGGGGACCCUCAGCUGAUUCUCUCAGCCCCGGCUUCCCGUUGGAGCCCGCGGGACCCCCGGGCCGGCAGGGAGCUCCGGCGGCGGCCGCAGCACCAUGAGGCGGUGGUGGGGCGCGCUGCUGCUAGGCGCCCUGCUCUGCGCACACGGCCUCGCCAGCAGCCUGGAGUGUGCUUGUGGUCGAAGCCACUUCACAUGUGCGGUGAGUGCUCUCGGCGAGUGUACCUGCAUCCCUGCCCAGUGGCAGUGUGACGGAGACAAUGACUGCGGGGAUCACAGCGAUGAGGAUGGCUGUAUGCUGCCCACCUGCUCCCCUCUGGACUUCCACUGUGACAAUGGCAAGUGCAUCCGCCGCUCCUGGGUGUGUGACGGGGACAAUGACUGUGAAGAUGACUCUGACGAGCAGGACUGUCCCCCCCGGGAGUGUGAGGAGGACGAGUUCCCCUGCCAGAACGGCUACUGCAUCCGGAGUCUGUGGCACUGUGAUGGUGACAAUGACUGUGGGGACAACAGUGAUGAGCAGUGUGACAUGCGCAAGUGCUCAGACAAGGAAUUCCGCUGCAGUGAUGGGAGCUGCAUUGCUGAGCAUUGGUACUGUGAUGGUGACACAGACUGCAAAGAUGGCUCAGAUGAAGAGAGCUGCCCCUCAGCAGUGCCCUCUCCUCCUUGCAACCUGGAGGAGUUCCAGUGCGCCUAUGGCCGCUGCAUCCUGGACAUAUACCAUUGUGACGGCGACGAUGACUGCGGAGACUGGUCGGACGAGGCUGACUGCUCUUCCCACCAGCCUUGCCGCUCUGGGGAAUUCAUGUGUGACAGUGGCCUCUGCAUCAACGCAGGCUGGCGCUGUGAUGGGGAUGCCGACUGUGAUGACCAGUCUGAUGAGCGCAACUGCACCACCUCCAUGUGCACAGCAGAGCAGUUUCGCUGUCGGUCUGGCCGCUGUGUCCGUCUGUCCUGGCGCUGUGAUGGGGAGGAUGACUGUGCAGACAACAGUGAUGAAGAAAACUGUGAGAACACAGGAAGCCCCCAGUGUGCCUCUGAUCAGUUCCUGUGUUGGAAUGGGCGUUGUAUUGGACAGAGGAAGCUGUGCAAUGGGCUCAAUGACUGCGGUGACAACAGUGACGAAAGCCCACAGCAGAACUGUCGGCCCCGGACGGGCGAGGAGAACUGCAAUGUUAACAAUGGAGGCUGUGCCCAGAAGUGCCAGAUGGUGCGAGGGGCAGUGCAGUGUACCUGCCACACGGGCUACCGGCUCACAGAGGAUGGGAGAACAUGCCAGGAUGUGAAUGAGUGUGCUGAGGAGGGAUACUGCAGCCAGGGCUGCACCAACAGUGAAGGGGCUUUCCAGUGCUGGUGUGAAGCGGGUUAUGAGCUACGGCCUGAUCGGCGCAGCUGCAAGGCUCUGGGGCCAGAGCCUGUGCUACUGUUUGCCAAUCGUAUCGACAUCCGGCAGGUGCUCCCGCACCGCUCUGAAUACACACUGCUACUCAACAACCUGGAGAACGCCAUUGCCCUUGACUUUCAUCACCGGCGGGAGCUGGUCUUCUGGUCUGAUGUCACCCUGGAUCGCAUACUUCGUGCCAACCUUAAUGGCAGCAAUGUGGAGGAGGUUGUGUCUACUGGGCUAGAGAGCCCAGGGGGUCUGGCUGUGGACUGGGUCCACGACAAGCUCUACUGGACUGACUCGGGGACAUCGAGGAUUGAGGUAGCUAAUCUGGAUGGGGCCCACCGGAAGGUGUUGCUGUGGCAGAACCUGGAGAAGCCCAGGGCCAUUGCCCUGCACCCCAUGGAGGGAACCAUUUACUGGACAGAUUGGGGCAACACCCCCCGAAUUGAGGCCUCGGGCAUGGACGGCUCUGCACGCCGCAUCAUUGCUGACACUCAUCUCUUCUGGCCCAAUGGUCUCACCAUCGACUACGCUGGACGCCGCAUGUACUGGGUGGAUGCUAAGCACCAUGUCAUCGAGAGAGCCAAUCUAGAUGGCAGUCACCGCAAGGCUGUCAUUAGCCAGGGCCUCCCACAUCCCUUUGCCAUCACGGUUUUUGAAGACAGCUUGUAUUGGACAGACUGGCACACCAAGAGCAUCAAUAGUGCCAACAAGUUUACUGGGAAGAACCAAGAGAUCAUUCGUAACAAGCUGCACUUCCCCAUGGACAUUCAUACCUUGCACCCCCAGCGCCAGCCUGCAGGGAAAAACCGUUGUGGGGACAACAAUGGAGGUUGCACUCAUCUGUGUCUACCCAGCGGCCAGAACUACACCUGCGCCUGCCCCACUGGCUUCCGAAAGAUCAACAGCCAUGCCUGUGCCCAGAGUCUUGACAAGUUCCUGCUUUUUGCCCGAAGGAUGGACAUCCGUCGGAUCAGCUUCGACACAGAGGACCUGUCCGACGAUGUCAUCCCACUGGCUGACGUGCGCAGUGCUGUGGCCCUUGACUGGGACUCCCAGGAUGACCACGUAUACUGGACAGAUGUCAGCACUGAUACCAUCAGCAGGGCCAAGUGGGAUGGAACAGGACAGGAGGUGGUAGUGGAUACCAGUUUGGAGAGCCCUGCUGGCCUGGCAAUUGAUUGGGUCACCAACAAGCUCUACUGGACAGAUGCAGGUACAGACCGAAUUGAAGUGGCCAACACAGAUGGUAGCAUGAGGACAGUGCUCAUCUGGGAGAACCUUGAUCGCCCUCGGGACAUUGUGGUAGAACCCAUGGGCGGGUACAUGUACUGGACGGACUGGGGUGCGAGUCCCAAGAUUGAACGAGCUGGCAUGGAUGCCUCCAGCCGUCAAGUCAUCAUCUCCUCUAACCUGACUUGGCCGAACGGACUUGCUAUUGACUACGGGUCCCAGCGGCUGUACUGGGCUGAUGCUGGCAUGAAGACCAUUGAGUUUGCUGGGCUGGAUGGCAGCAGGAGGAAGGUGCUGAUUGGAAGUCAGCUCCCCCACCCUUUCGGGCUGACUCUGUAUGGACAGCGCAUCUAUUGGACUGACUGGCAGACCAAAAGUAUACAAAGUGCUGACCUGCAGACUGGGUUAGACCGGGAGACUCUGCAAGAGAACCUAGAGAAUCUCAUGGACAUCCAUGUCUUCCAUCGCCAGAGGCCUCCAGUGACAACGCCAUGUGCUGUGGAGAAUGGUGGCUGCAGCCAUUUGUGUCUCCGGUCCCCAAAUCCAAGUGGUUUCAGCUGUACCUGCCCCACGGGCAUCAACCUGCUCAUUGAUGGCAAGACAUGUUCCCCAGGCAUGAACAGUUUCCUCAUCUUCGCCAGGAGGAUUGAUGUACGCAUGGUCUCCUUGGACAUCCCUUAUUUUGCUGAUGUGGUGGUCCCAAUCAACAUGACUAUGAAGAACACUAUUGCCAUUGGAGUGGACCCUCUGGAAGGAAGAGUGUACUGGUCAGACAGUACACUGCACAGGAUCAGCCGUGCCAGCCUGGAUGGCUCACAGCAUGAGGACAUCAUCACUACAGGUCUGCAGACCACAGAUGGACUUGCAGUGGAUGCCAUCGGACGGAAGGUCUACUGGACAGACACAGGAACAAAUCGGAUUGAAGUCGGCAACCUGGAUGGGUCUAUGCGGAAAGUGUUGGUGUGGCAGAACCUCGACAGUCCCCGGGCCAUUGUACUAUACCAUGAAAUGGGGUUCAUGUACUGGACAGACUGGGGGGAGAAUGCCAAGUUAGAGCGGUCUGGAAUGGAUGGUUCAGAUCGCACUGUGCUUAUCAACAACAACCUAGGGUGGCCUAACGGACUGACUGUGGACAAGACCAGCUCCCAGCUACUGUGGGCUGACGCCCAUACUGAGAGAAUUGAGGCAGCCGACCUGAAUGGUGCCAAUCGACAUACAUUAGUGUCACCAGUACAGCACCCAUAUGGCCUCACUUUGCUUGACUCCUAUAUCUACUGGACCGACUGGCAGACCCGUAGCAUCCACCGGGCCAACAAGAAUACCGGUAGCAAUGUCAUCUUGGUGAGGUCCAACCUGCCAGGCCUCAUGGACAUCCAAGCUGUAGACCGGGCACAGCCACUGGGUUUUAAUAAGUGUGGCUUGAGAAACGGUGGCUGUUCCCACCUCUGUCUACCUCGGCCUUCCGGUUUCUCCUGUGCCUGCCCCACUGGCAUCCAGCUGAAGGGGGACAGAAAGACCUGUGACCCCUCUCCAGAGACCUACCUGCUCUUCUCCAGCCGAGGCUCCAUUCGCCGCAUCUCACUGGACACUGAGGAUCACACAGAUGUGCAUGUUCCUGUCCCUGGGCUCAACAAUGUCAUCUCCCUGGACUAUGACAGCGUGGACGGAAAGGUCUACUAUACAGAUGUGUUCCUGGAUGUCAUCAGGCGAGCAGACCUGAAUGGCAGCAACAUGGAGACUGUUAUUGGGCAUGGCCUGAAGACCACUGAUGGCCUGGCAGUGGACUGGGUUGCCAGAAACUUGUAUUGGACAGAUACAGGUCGAAAUACCAUCGAAGCAUCCCGGCUGGACGGUUCCUGUCGCAAAGUGCUUAUCAACAACAGUCUAGACGAGCCCCGGGCCAUUGCCGUUUUCCCCAGAAAGGGGUACCUCUUCUGGACAGACUGGGGUCACAUUGCCAAGAUUGAACGCGCAAACCUGGAUGGUUCUGAGCGGAAGGUCCUCAUCAACACAGACCUAGGCUGGCCCAAUGGCCUUACCUUGGACUAUGAUACCCGCAGGAUCUACUGGGUAGACGCACAUCUGGACCGGAUCGAGAGUGCUGACCUCAAUGGGAAGCUGCGGCAGGUCCUGGUCAGCCACGUGUCUCACCCCUUUGCUCUCACACAGCAGGACAGGUGGAUCUACUGGACAGACUGGCAAACCAAGUCCAUCCAGCGUGUUGACAAGUACUCAGGCCGCAACAAGGAGACGGUGUUGGCCAAUGUGGAGGGACUCAUGGAUAUCAUCGUGGUGUCCCCUCAGCGGCAGACAGGGACCAAUGCCUGCGGUGUGAACAAUGGUGGCUGUACCCAUCUCUGCUUUGCCAGAGCCUCUGACUUUGUGUGUGCCUGUCCUGAUGAGCCAGACAGUCAGGCCUGCUCCCUUGUGCCUGGUCUAGUGCCUCCUGCUCCCAGAGCUACCAGCAGGAGUGAGAAGAACCCAGUGCUGCCCAACACAUUGCCCACCACCUUGCGUUCUUCUACCACCAGGACCCACACAUCUCUGGAGGGGGCAGAAGGAAGAUGCUCUGAAAGGGAUGCCCAGCUGGGCCUCUGUGUACAUUCCAAUGAGGCUGUACCUGCUGCUCCAGGUGAAGGACUUCACAUCAGCUAUGCCAUCGGUGGGCUCCUCAGUAUUCUGUUGAUUUUGGUGGUGAUUGCAGUUUUGAUGCUGUACAGACGCAGAAGGUCUAAAUUCACGGAUCCUGGGAUGGGAAACUUGACCUACAGCAACCCUUCCUAUCGAACUUCCACUCAGGAAGUGAAAAUUGAAGCAGUUCCCAAACCAACCAUGUACAAUCAACUGUGCUAUAAGAAAGAGGGUGGACCUGAUCACAAUUACACCAAGGAGAAGAUCAAGAUUGUAGAGGGAAUUUGCCUCCUCUCUGGAGAUGAUGCUGAAUGGGAUGACCUCAAGCAACUGCGAAGCUCCCGGGGGGGCCUUCUACGGGAUCACGUAUGCAUGAAGACAGACACAGUGUCCAUCCAGGCCAGCUCUGGCUCCCUAGAUGACACGGAGACAGAGCAGCUGCUGCAAGAGGAGCAGUCAGAGUGUAGCAGCGUCCACACUGCAGCCACUCCAGAGAGACGGGGCUCUCUGCCAGACACGGGCUGGAAACACGAACGCAAGCUCUCCUCAGAGAGCCAGGUCUAAGGGCCCACAUUCUCUUCCCUGCCUGCCCACUCCUUCUCUAUGGACUUCCAAUCCUUGUGCAGGCCCCUGUCCCAUGCGCUCAUCUUCUUCCUCCUCCUCCAAACUGCUUCUAAGCCCCCAGAGAGCCUGUUGCUCACCUGAGUCCACAACUACCUGGAGACAAGAAAUAAGGGCACAUCUCAAGAAUUUAGACCUGUUUACCAUGAACCUCACUCACCUCUUGUGCUCUAGGCCCCCUGAAACUGGGCUAAGCAUGAUUCCUGGUCAGCAUAGAGCUCCAUCUCUCUCUCUCCCCAGGCACCCUCUGUGCCUGCCCCACAGUACCGAUGCAAUUGAUGAUGUAAGACUCUUGCCCGUCACAGCUGAUAGGAUGGCUUCUUUGUGAACUGGCCUACUAGGGGCUGGGACUGGAGGUCACAGGUAAAAGGUAAUGGAUAGAGGCUGAGAGAAGGGAGAAUUGUCCCAGCUGGUCUGGGUGUUUGGAAACCUCCAGCCUCAGAAGCUGGUAACUGAAAAGCUUUUGUGGGGUAUUGAGCCCUGGUGUUUUGUCCAUUGCUGGCAGUGGACAUUUUUCUCACUCAGGAGUCACAGCUUGGUCAGCUAUGACACAGGUGAAGUGUGUGGGUGGCUUAAGCUGCUCUUCCUCCUGCUGGAAUGUCUGGGGCCAUUUCUGUCUUGGAUAACUGGAGACCCCUGUCAUGGCAACUAACUAAAAGGAACUCCCUCCUGGUGCUGCUAUUGGCCAGUACUCUUCCUAAGCCUUUAACUCGGUUGUGAGCCUUGGAGACUAGACCUCUAAGACCUUUAAGAAACUCUGCGUAGGUCUAGCACAGUGUCCUACCUGAGUUUCACUCUUCUGCCUUUCUCUCUCCCGUUCUCGGGGAUUCUAAGAGAAGUAAUUCUGUAACAAACAGCCUUUCAGAAAAUCACUAGACAUUUUCCUAAAUGGUCAGGAAGAGCAGCCAGAAAAACACAAGUUACCCAGGGGCUCAGGAGAAGUAUUAUGAAGUUGAAACUCUUGAGUUCAUUCUCAAGUGCUCAGGGACACAAGUUCAUGGACAACCUGUGGCUCUGUGGUGGAAAAGCUCCCAUGCCAGCUCUUCCAGCCACUGUCCACACCCAAGUGCCACCACCUGCUUCAUGCUCUUUUGUACCAGGGCUUCUUUCAGCAGAGCGGAGACUUUUUGUGCUGCCCUAAAAUGUCUUCAUUUCUGAGAAAGGAGAGUCUAGGUUUGCUUUUCCUACCCUAGCCUUGUGCCACCAUCAAUCUCUAGAGUCCGGUGAUGAGGAGGCCAAUGAAGACACAAAGUGGUGAGCAAGGAGUAGAGAGGCAGUAAGGGCUGCUCCAGAGCAAGUCCAGGCACUUCUCCCUAGAAACCAAGGUAACGGGAGGGAAUGACAGGAGCUGAGAGUGGAGCACAGGGUCUUAGGAGAAUUUUUCUGAUUUAAAAUGUCUCUCAUGGUUCUUGCUAGUCAGAGAUCAGCAGCCAAACAUAUGCAUGAAAAACAGGACAAGAGCAAAUUCUCUCUGGUCAGUUAUAGGAGCAGGAGACAGAUGUCAAACCAAUAGUCGUGUUCUCUGGCCUUUUCCAGCACACCAACUGAGAAAAAUACAGCGCCACUUCUAAGAGGAAAUAGGGACAUUUCACACUGAAUGAGGCAGCAUUUGAGUCUUUAAAUUCAUAGUUGGGGAGGAGGGGGAGAAAAAAAAACCAGAAGAGUGUGGCAUCCUCCUGAGUGGAAAGGGGCAAGGUUCUUGUUGCACUUGGGCUGUUCAGAAUGUAGAAAGGACAUGUUUGAGCACUGAUUUACUCUGUACAAAGGGCAAAGUCUCUCUGUCCUAAACUAAUGGAAGUGGUUUUCCCCAUGUUCAUGUGUAAUGACCCUAACAUCACUCACUGGAGAGAUUGGACUUUCUGGAGUUAUUUAACCACUAUGUUCAGUGUUUUAGGGCUUUAUGAUAAUUUAAUAUAAAUUUAGCUUUUCUUAAUGACUUUGGCUGGCUUGGAGUCGUGACUAAUCUUGCACCUGCAUUAUCUGGCAGACCCAUGAUGUAGAAAACCUAUUUAGGGACAUCACCUCUUACAUCUUCAGUGACGUGUGACCCGUGAAUAGAAUGGGGCUUGUGCUGGAGUUUCUGCUCAUCUUGAGAACACAGGUCAAGACGAGAGACUUCACUGACACAUUGCCCUGAUUUCCUCUAGAGCAAGGACGGCAGGUCAUGGGAUUGGUAGACGCUGCCUGUCCAGGCAGGAUCACAAUCAUGAUCACUAGUGGCAUCUCCAGGCUCCAGAAGCUAGUGUCAUGACAUGGAUACCAUGAAUCUUCUGCUUCUGUUUUCAUUCGCUGAGGUCUGUCAUGUCAUAGAACUUGACUUUGCCUCGCAAUGAUGAUGACUGGCAAAACUGCAACCCAGUGUGAAAAAUCCCAGAAUGAGACUGGAUGUAUCUCUGGCACUUUGCCUACACAUACUCCAGUUUUUAAAAAGCUACAUCCUGCCAGAUGUGGUGGCACACACUUUUGAUCCCAGCAUGCAGAGGCAGAGGCAGGCAGAUGUUUGUGAGUUCAAGGCCAGCCUGGUCUACAGAGCUAGUUCCAGGACAGCCAGGGCUACACAGAGAAGACCCUAAAAGCCAACCCUAUUUUCCUUAUUUACCCACUGUAUGCCAAGGUUGGAAUAAGAUACCAAGGAGCCCACCUCAGGUUCUCUGUACGUUAUUCCUGUGAAAAGUAGGAAGCUUUCUAGUCCUAAUGCUGUGCACAUGUAGAGUUGCUAGGAUAAUGUCCCUACUCUAGGUGCCACCCAUGCCUAAAGAAUCCCAUCUCACAGUUUGGAGAUGAGCAGAAGCACCCUCACCACUCCUGCUCCCCCAAAAGAACAAGAAGAAAAAUGAAAAAAGUAAGAAAGUUGUGUUUGAUUGGCAAGAGAUCUGGAUCUAAACCAUAAUGUAUAAUUCCCCAGUCUGGGCAGUGGGUAGGUUUACCAGAAACAAAACUCAGUGGAGUAGUUCAAGGACAACUCAACCCCUUCUUCCCCAACAUUCUUUAAAAAGAAAACAAGAUUCCAUAGCAAGAAUAGAAGAAUCUUAGAAUCUUAGGGCUAAGAGGAAGGUUGAGAAUUCCUUGUCCAGUUCUCCAGAUACAAAGCCUGAACCCUUUACUGGCAGAAGAUAAGUCAGAUUCUAACAAACUGGGGCUAGGGAGACAGUGGAGUCAGUAAAGGCCUUGCUUUUCUGUGAGGCAUGGUGGGCGUGGUUGCAGAUGUGGUAGCCUGUUCUAGUGAGUUUGAGGCUAGCCAGGGUUACAUAAUGAGACCCUGUCUAAAACAAAAAAGAUUCCAAAAAUGAUGGUAAACACUUGAAAUGCCAGCACUGGAGAGAUGUCGACAGGCGAUCCUGGGCCUUACUGGCCGGCCAGCCAGCCUAGUUGAGAGUUGCAGAACAGCAAGAGCCUCUUUCGGUAUAUGUGAGAGCGUGUUUUCGGAAUGGCUCAUGAAGGGUGACACCCACGGUUGCCUUGUGGCCUCCAUUUACACACAUAACACAUACCCACCACAGAAUUCUGAUUAACCAGAUUAGUGGCCUGUGCCUAAAAUCCCAGCCUUCUGGAGGCUGAAAUGGGACAUUCUGAGUUUGAGGCCAGGCUGGGCUAGUAAGACUUGUCUUCAAAAAUGGACAAAACAGGCUGGAGAGAUGGCCACACUUGUGUUGUAGGUAGAUAAAACACUCGUGCCUAUAAAAUAAAAGUAAAUAUAUUUUUUGAAAUCACCGAAAUGGGUUGGAAUAAUACUAGCAGUUAAAUGUGUUUACCGCUCUUGCAGAGAGUCUAGGUUCAGUUCCCAACACCCACAUGGCAGCUCACAACCACAUGUAACUCCAGUUCCAAGGAACCUAACUCUGGACGCUUUGGGCACUGAAAGCAUACAGUGUACAUAUAGACAUAUACACAUUAAAAAUACAUAUAUUGUGCCGAGCGGAGCCUUUAAUCCCAGCACUAGGGAGGCAGAGGCAGGUGGAUCUUUGAAUUCGAGGCCAGCCUGCCCUACAGAGCUAGUUCUAGGACAGGCUCCAAAGCUACACAGAGAAACCCUGUCUUGAAAAACAAAACAAACAAAAACUAAACAAACCAUAUAUUUUGAAAAAAAAAUCAACAAACCUUAAGUAUAUUUUUGCAAAUUACAUCCAAAGUGAGGUCACUGCCUUUCAGUAUUAUAAAAACAAAUGGUGGAACCUAAGAUGAAAACGUCUGAGGCCUACAGGAUGCUCUAAGGAAGAGAAUUCUCUUUUAAGUUUUUUUUUUAAUUUAUUAUAUAUACAAUAUUAUUGUCUACAUGUAUGCCUUAAGGCCAGCAGAGGGCACCAGACCUCAUUACAGAUGGUUGUCAGCCACCAUGUAGUUGCCGGGAAUUGAACUCAGGACCUUUGGAAGAGCAGGCAAUACCCUUAACCGCUGAGCCAUCUCUCCAGGCCCAGGAAGAGAAUUCUUAUAUGACUUGUUUUGAGUGUGUACAUGACAUCCCGUACAUGUUUGUGGCAGUCAGAGGACAACCUAUGGGAAUCAGUUCUGUGACCUGAGAACUCAGGCCAUCUGCCCUGACAGAAAGCAGCUUUACCCAUUUACCCAUGUCUCAGACCCUGGUGGGAAGGGAAGGUCUGUGUGACAUGGACUGAUAUUUAUCUACACUUAGGCUCAAGAAAACUGAGAGACAGUGGUGAUGAGCCCCUUAGAAGCGUUUGAAGAGCUAAGGGCAAAGGGAACUAAGAGGAAAUGUGGUUGAAGAUCCGAGGGCCCUCAACACCACCACUGAAUGGGGGAGAAGAACUGAGGCCCUUUUCUGUUUUUCCAAGGUCUCUAGCUUUUCCUCACAGAAAGAUGACUGUUUCCCAGCAUCCCCUCGCUCACCUGUUUGUCUUCUAGAUCAUUUCCCUGCUCCACAUCGGGAAGAGUUUUAUUUCCAGUUUAGUGUUAAAACAUACUCAGUACUCAGUCUAAAGUUCUGAGUUUAAGCCCAAGGUUAAGUUAGUUACUAAGCCACCUCAUUUUGUUGAACAUAGAGCACCAAGAACCCAGAUAGCCUGUUCUUCCCUGUGGGUUAAGCGCUUGUUGACAGCCAAUGAGGCUUCUAUCUUUCCCUCUGCCUCCUUCCUCUUCUAUGAGGCUGAUGUUUCUGUGGUCAAAGUUCCCUGGGAUAGUCUACAUUUUGGAGGCUGGAAAAAUGGGCUAAAGACAUUAUAUAAAAGGUUACUUUCCCCUUCAUUUAACCAGCACCUAUUAACUGUGACAGAGCAUAAGCUAGGAAAGGCUUCGCGAUCUUUGAGACAGCCACUUGAGAUGCGUAUUAGUGUCCCCUUUAUCUCCAGAGGAUUGUUCAGGAGCACUUCAACUGAAGGCAAAAGAAAUUGAAUCAUUGAAGCUGUUUCUCUUAGGCUGGAAAUAAGGAUCUACAUCCCAACGUUGGGAUACUUCAACCAGAAGGCAGUUUGUGAUUAUACACGGAAGAGCACCUGCGCCAACCCUAAUGGACUUUUUAGAAAUGCCUAACGGUUACUCAGCAGCCACAGUACUUGAGAUGAGUUUCCUGUGUCUGGUUCCAAGAAUACAGUGUUCGCUUUGAUCCCUGCUAUGUAGUGUGCUGAGCUACACUUGUGUAGAACUGUUGGGGACCCUGGGAUGAAGUCACAAAUAACUCUAAUAAGUACACAGAUAAGUACCUUUUAAUGACAAUCCUGGGCUGCUACAGGUAAUUUUGGGCGAACACUGAAGACCUGCUAUGGACAAGACAGUAUAUAGGCUGCAAGCCCUUAAGAGGUCCUGUCACCCCCUUUCCUCCAUUAUCUAUCAGAUUCAUCUCCCUCCACUUCCUAUUCAUUUGCUCCAGCUACACUGACCUCCCUGUUUCCAAACCUGCCAGGUAUGCUUCAAGCACAGGGCUUUUGUAUUGCUGUUCUCUCUGCCUGACUCUUUUAUAUAUAUAUGUAAAAGAUAAUCAUAACUAACUCCUUCACCUUUCAAGGCAGCUCUACUAUCUCAACAAAACCUGAACUGACUCUCCUUUAAAACUGCUGUCCUAAGCAGGCGGUGGUGGUCUGUGUCUUCAAUCCCAGCACCCAGGAAGCAGUGUCAGGCAGAUCUCUGUGAAUUCAAGGCCAGCUUGAUCUAUAUAGCAAGCUCCAGGCUAGCCAUGGCUGAAUAGUCUUUAAGGGGAGCUGGGAGAUGCCUCAGUCAGUAAAGUGCUUACUGUGUAAGCAGGAGGACCCUGAGUUCAAUCAUUAGUACCAACAGCCACGUAAAAAACUGGGUAUGGUAAUAUAUGCUUGCAAUCCCGGUGCAGUGCUGGAGACCUGAAGACAAGAGGAAACCUGGGGCUGGCUAGCCAGCUAGUCUAGCCAAAUUGGUGGGUUCCAGACUUAGUAAGAGACCCUGUAUUUAAAAAUAAGGGGGAGGGUGGAAAGCAAUUGAAGAAGAUAUUUGGUGUCUAUUUCUGGCCUCUACAAGUUCGUACAUACACAUGUGUAUAUAAAAUUACAGUCUAAGAACAUACUGCAUAAUUUAUUUGUGUUGAUUAUCUACGUCUCACUAUAACAAGAGCUCCUUGAGUGAAGGGAAUUUGUAUGUGUGUCUAUUUUGGUUUACUGACUAUUCCAAAUGCCUCGAACAGUCCUUCCCCAUACUAGGUGUUCAGUAACCACUGGUCAAAUGGAUGAGUGAAUGGAUUAGGACAUCUCAGAUGCAUACCUUUGACAUAAAAAGGUGUUGAGAAUAAAAAGCUUUUGCCUUCUUGUUGUAAAACCCUUCAGAACCCAUAUUACACACAUCCUUUAUUGAGCAGAUUUGAGAUAACCAUCAACCUCUUCUUUAAUUGUAUUCUUCACAUUUCAUCUGAUAAUAUUUAAAUAAAUUAUAUA